CUGUGUUUGUUUAGGGGGAAAUAGGGGGGAAUUGAAAAUGAACGGAAAAAAAAAGGAAGGAAAUGUGAAGUUUCACUUGUUUGGGAAUGAAAGAAAAUGUAAAGGGAAAAUAACAACAGUAACAAAAAGUGAUAGGGACCCACCAAAAACUUUUCUCUCCAAGUAAGGCGAGAAAAUGGAAAGAAAAUUCAUUUCACUGCAUCAUUUUCAAACCCUACCCUUCUGAAGCUCUGAAGACUCUUCUUCAACCUAUUCAGCUGUGCAUGCUACCCACUUUCAACACUAUCAACUAGUGCAAGUGUUACUAACGUCCAUUCCUCCACCACUUCUCAAUCAUUUUGGUCACGGCAUCUUGCAUCUACGGGUCAAAUCUGGAUUGUAUUGGAGCUAUAGAUGGAACACAUUUUUGUGUCAAAGUACCCAUAGCGGAUCAACCUAAAUUUCGAGGGAGAAAAGACUGGCCGACACAGAAUGUAUUAGCUGCAUGUGAUUUUGAUAUGAAGUUCACUUAUGUAUUAACGGGUUGGGAAGGAACAGCAUCUGACUCAAAAGUUCUUAAGAAUGCAUUAUCGAGGGAUGAUAAUUUUAAACUUCCACGAGAAAAAUUUUACCUUGGGGAUGCUGGAUUUAUGCUGAAGCAUGGAUUAAUUACCCAAUAUCGAAGUGUAAGGUAUCACCUAAAAGAGUAUGCAAGCCGUGGCCCAGAAAAUGAAAAAGAAUUAUUUAAUCUUCGUCAUGCUUCAUUGAGAAAUGUUAUCGAAAGGUCAUUUGGAGUUUUAAAGAAAAGAUUUGCAAUAAUCACAAGUGGCACUGAACCACAUUAUGACUUUGAGACUAUGACUGAAAUUGUGCUAGCUUGUUGCAUAUUACAUAACUUUUUAAUGGGUGUAGAUCCUGAUCCACAUCUCAUAGCUCAAGUUGACCGAGAACUACAAGAAAAUAAUCCAGAAGAGGAUGAAGUAGUUCGACAUGAACAAGAUGAAGACUAUAGGUGGGGGGCAUAUUAAGGGAUGAAAUAGCUGCUCAAAUGUGGGCUGACUAUCAACUAGGACUCUGAUCACUCAUUUACAAAAUUUUGCAAAUAAAGUUAUUAGUUGUAUUAUCUAUGCGCUGAGUUGAUUUUAUAACUAUGAUUUGUUAUUAUUGAAUUCAUGUUACCUCUUGAAGUGUUAUCAUAUUCUGUUUGAGGACUUUGGUUUGCACAAGUUGAAUCACUUUGUCAUAUGUUGUACUUAUGGAGUGUAUUGAAUCUUUAUUUGUUGAAUAAUUGAUAAGAUAGUUUACAAAUAGUUUGAUUUAAGAUUAUGG
Messenger RNA from Arachis ipaensis, 1308 nucleotides. The record is from RefSeq and is a predicted model, not a curated record. NCBI's taxonomy places the organism in Eukaryota, Viridiplantae, Streptophyta, Magnoliopsida, Fabales, Fabaceae.